This is a messenger RNA of Diprion similis, 2797 nucleotides long. It is a transcript of the gene dila, whose product is annotated as centrosomal protein of 131 kDa-like. The record is from RefSeq and is a predicted model, not a curated record. Lineage: Eukaryota; Metazoa; Arthropoda; Insecta; Hymenoptera; Diprionidae. The transcript has 10 exons. Gene Ontology annotation, biological process: cilium assembly; intraciliary transport involved in cilium assembly; regulation of centrosome duplication. Gene Ontology annotation, cellular component: centriolar satellite. The coding region runs from base 163 to 2379 and encodes 738 amino acids.
UCUUGAAACGCCAUCUACAAUUUUGAAAAGAGCCAAUAUUCGCAUUUCCAUAGCAACCGCGUCUUACGAAAUUUCGAGAGACGGCUUUGACGUUUGCAAUGAUCGCUGUAUUCAGUGUAUAAAGAAUCCCCAAUCAAUUAAUUACAUUACAAAUGGCAAGAAAUGAUCAACAUACAGCAUCCAAAGGUUGUCGCUAAACCCCCGAUUAGCAACUUUGGUAUGUCCGAUAACGGAGACGGAAAAGGCUUGCCGAUGCAGAGGUGCAAUUCUGCAGAAGAACGCGGACGGAAUUCAAACUCUUCAAGAUUCCGCGACACUAACGGAGGAUCGGGUUCUAAGACAGGCGAAUAUCUUAGGGAAGCAGAGACUCAUCCCAACCAGACUGACGCUAUGAUUGAGAACAUUGGAUAUGACAUAAAAAAACUACAAACUACUAGCGAUUUCAAUCAGAAUGUUAUCGAGCCAAAUUCUUGCUCCUUUGAUCAGCUUUGCUCGAUGAUCAACGAUCUGGAAAAAAAUUUAUCAGGAAAUGAAGCACAGCUGAAUAUCGAUUCAAAUACCACUGAAAGGUUUGUCAGCAGUGAAGGGGGCCACUUUUAUGGAAACGAUCAAGACUAUUCCAUCAAUCAGCUUCAGCCGGAGAAAGAUUACUCCAAUCAACCAUGCGGAUCUUCUCUAUCAACUUACGAGGACAUCAUGUCCCUGUUAGGGAUUUUGGACCACGAAGGAUACCUUGAAGAUGUUCCAAACAAUCGCGCUAAUGCACAUUCAAAAAAUGUCGAAGCAACACUCAACAGUCGAUCUGUUCCACACUGUAACAAUCAAGGAAUUUAUCCUGUACAAACCCACAUACCUGGAACGAUAAAGGAAGAUUUAGCGACUCUUAGGUUGCAGUUGGAAGAACGGAAUGAGACUGUCAAAUUUCUAAAAAAUGAAUUAAAAUCACAGAGGCAAUCUGCUUGCGAGAAGCUAGAAUCGCAAAGAAAGCAGCACUCCGCUGAGCUGCAGACUCAGAAGACAAAAUAUCAGACGACAAUAAAGAGGCAUCAGAAAUUUAUCGAGCAAAUAAUAUCAGAUAAGAAAAACUUAACCGAGAAAUGCAACUCCUUGACUGAGCAUAUCAAAGAAAUGGAAGUGAAAUAUCAUCGGGAGUUGAAAGUUGUGGCCGAGAGACAUGCGGUGGAACUCCAACGAGCUAGAGAACUUUGUGCUGCUUCUGAAAAGAUCAGACGCGAACGUUGGCUAGAAGCAAAAACUUCUAAAAUAAAGGAAAUGACUGUGAAGGGGCUAGAGCCAGAACUGCGAAGUAUGGUCGAGCAGCAUCAGCAGGAGCUUCAAGAAAUACGCAGUGCUCACAUCAAAGAGCUUCAGGAUACCGAGCUGCGAACAAUUCGCCGCUCAAAUCAACAGCUGGAGCAGUUACGUCUUGAGCUAACUGCAAGCCAUGAAAAGUUAUUGAGUAGCGAAAAAGAAAUUCUAAGAACAAGGUAUCAGGAGAAGCUAGAACAGCAAGAGAGUUUAUUUCAAGAACAGCGGCGCAAACUGCUGGACGAUUUGGAACGUGAGAAAAAUCUGCUGACUCAAGAACAUAAACGACUCAAUGCUGAGAGAGACGCUGCGAUAAGUCAAGCACGUUCACAAUUUAAUGAAAAAAUUAAUACCUUAAUACGACAGCAUCAGAUCGAGAAAAAAGCUGUUCAAGAAUCACUCAGGGUCGAGCAGGAGACAUGGAUGGAAAACUGCAGGAGACAACACAACAUGAAAUUAGAGAAAAUGGAAACACGAUUGAGAGAUGAAUGCAAUCGAGAGCGUGACAGGCAAAUAGAACUGGCUAUUGAAAGGCUGGAGAAGGAAACUCUUGACAUGAAAACUAGUCUUCAGCAAAGUUCGGAAAACCGUCUCAGAUGUAUGAAAGAAAAGUAUGAGGCAGAACUACAGGACCUAAAUAACAGUGAAGAACUGCUGAAAAGUAAAGUGACCUCCAUGCAGGAACGCCUCACAGAGACUACGACACAACUUCAAAUAACUGAGGGAAAACUUCAACAGUGUAUGAUCCAGUUAAGUAAUUCUAAACAGAGUGUAGAUCAAUUGACGAUUGAAAGAGAUGAUGCAAAGAAGAUUGUUCGGAAGGAAAUUGAGAUGGAAAAACGAGAACUGGAGGACAAAAUUGCCUCGCUUCACCGUGAACUGACUGAAAAUAAUUCAAAUAGAGAUGUUCAAAUGGCGCAACUUUAUAGCAGGGUCAAGUUAAUAGUUACUCAAAAGGAUCUGGCAAUAGGGAAAUUGGCCAAAGAGAUUGAGGAGGCAAAGAAGAGAUGCGAUCAUCUCGAAAAAUUAUUAGAUCAACAGAGAAAGGAUUACAUACUCAAGUCUUUAUAGAUAUUAAAUGUAAAUCAAUGUGUUUCAAUUUUAAUCCCCGCACAUCACAGCUCUACAGUUUUAAGUUGUUUUAAAAGUCAAUUUUGUCGAAAUAAGCAUUUCUCAGUCUGGACAAGCACCCAAUUCUAUUCGAUAUUUUGAAUUAACUGUAUUUGGAACACACCAAUUUAACACAGCCAUUGCAGGAAAGAUACCUGUGUUGUUUAUAAAUGUAUUAUCUGUAAUAUAAGUUUAUACUUCCAGAAUUUUUUAUGUUUUGAAUGUGUUUACAUUAAGCUACAUACUAUAUAAUAAUUUUAAGAGCCGAACUGAGAAAUUAUGGUAAAAAAUGCAGAUGUAGGCUUUAAUUUUUAGUACCAGCCCAUAUUUAUUUAACGCUCUUCAUCACUGAAAACAAUGACACAGUAUGAAUUUGUAC